This is a messenger RNA of Camellia sinensis, 3321 nucleotides long. The record is from RefSeq and is a predicted model, not a curated record. NCBI's taxonomy places the organism in Eukaryota, Viridiplantae, Streptophyta, Magnoliopsida, Ericales, Theaceae.
AUACCAUUUUCGUUCUGGAACACUCCUUUUUCUCUCCCCAAACACUCCUCGAACCUACGAGAGACUCACAGAACACUCCAUCUCAAAACUCUAAACAUUCCCACUUUUUUAAAUUCCCACGCAAAGCCCUUGCUUUUCCCCAUAUUUCCCUUUAAACCCCCAUACUCGCGGGGACGACCUCCGGCCUCACCGUUCAUCUUCGCCGGAAUUCCACAAUGGCCGCUGCGACGUUGUCCUCCGGCGUCCGACUUCGCGUUCCACCACCGUCCAACGGCGGUGACAGAGCCGUUUUGUUUUCUCAGCCACCUCUAUCUGUGAGCUUCUCUUCCAAACCUAUGGCUCUCAAAACCCUAAAUUCGUUGAGAUUGAAUAAGAAGAGCCAUGUGUUUGUCACGAGGAGAGUCGAGCGGUUUAGAAGGAAUUCGAAGUCGUUUGUUGUUCGAUGCGAUGGUUCAACUGGAAGGAUUACACAACAAGAAUUCACAGAAAUGGCUUGGCAAGCUAUUGUUUCCUCGCCAGAGGUGGCAAAAGAGAACAAGCAUCAGAUAGUGGAGACAGAGCAUUUAAUGAAGGCCUUACUGGAGCAGAAGAAUGGCCUUGCUCGCCGUAUCUUCUCCAAGGCCGGGGUUGACAAUACCCGUCUUCUGGAAGCUACCGACAAGUUCAUCCAACGCCAACCAAAGGUUCUUGGUGAGUCAGCUGGUUCAAUUUUAGGACGUGAUUUAGAAGGCCUGCUACAGCGAGCCAGGGACUACAAAAAAGAGUAUGGUGAUUCAUUUGUGUCAGUUGAGCAUUUGGUGCUUGGUUUUACACAAGACAAUCGAUUUGGGAAGCAAUUAUUUAAGGAUUUCCAAAUUUCCUUGAACACCUUGAAAAAUGCCAUACAGGCCAUAAGGGGAAACCAGACAGUCAUUGACCAAGUAUGAAGCAUUAGAGAAAUAUGGCAAAGAUUUGACUGCCAUGGCAAGAUCUGGAAAGCUUGAUCCUGUUAUUGGAAGGGAUGAUGAAAUACGCAGAUGCAUCCAGAUUCUGUCCCGGAGAACAAAGAACAAUCCUGUGCUAAUUGGUGAGCCAGGUGUUGGGAAAACUGCAAUUUCAGAAGGGCUUGCCCAGAGAAUAGUGCAAGGGGAUGUGCCUCAAGCUUUAAUGAACCGAAGGUUGAUAUCCCUUGACAUGGGUGCACUCAUUGCUGGGGCAAAAUAUCGUGGAGAAUUUGAAGAUCGGCUGAAGGCUGUGCUCAAGGAAGUAACUGAAUCUGACGGGCAAACUAUUCUUUUCAUUGACGAGAUCCACACAGUUGUUGGGGCAGGUGCCACUAGUGGUGCAAUGGAUGCUGGCAAUCUCUUGAAGCCUAUGCUUGGUCGUGGAGAGUUGAGAUGCAUUGGUGCAACAACAUUGGAUGAAUAUCGUAAAUAUAUUGAAAAGGAUCCAGCUUUGGAGCGCCGUUUCCAGCAAGUUUAUGUUGAUCAACCUACAGUAGAAGAUACAAUCUCUAUACUUCGUGGACUACGUGAAAGAUAUGAGCUGCAUCAUGGAGUCCGCAUAUCUGACAGUGCACUUGUUGAAGCAGCAAUUCUCUCAGAUCGUUAUAUCAGUGGGCGUUUUUUACCUGACAAAGCUAUUGACCUAGUUGAUGAAGCAGCUGCUAAACUGAAAAUGGAAAUCACUUCGAAGCCUACUGCCCUUGAUGAGAUAAACCGUUCGGUGUUGAAGCUGGAGAUGGAGAGGCUUUCUCUUAUGAAUGAUACUGACAAAGCUUCAAAAGACAGGUUGAAUCGCCUUGAGGCAGAGCUCUCUCUCUUGAAAGAGAGGCAAGCUCAGCUGAACGAGCAAUGGGAACAUGAAAAAACUGUCAUGACACGCUUACAGUCGAUUAAAGAAGAGAUUGACAGGGUAAAUCUUGAGAUCCAACAGGCUGAGCGGGAAUAUGAUCUUAAUCGUGCUGCUGAACUCAAGUAUGGGAGUUUGAACUCUCUGCAGCGCCAACUUGAAGUUGCGGAAAAAGAAUUGGAUGAGUAUAUGAAGUCUGGGAAGUCCAUGCUCAGGGAAGAAGUUACUGGGAAUGACAUUGCUGAGAUUGUCAGUAAAUGGACUGCUCGUACUGUUUCCAAGCUACAACAAUCAGAGAGGGAUAAGCUGCUACAUUUGGAGGAAGAGUUGCAUAAACGUGUUGUGGGUCAAGAUCCUGCAGUGCGGUCAGUUGCCGAGGCUAUCCAGAGAUCACGAGCAGGCCUCUCAGAUCCUCACCGUCCAAUUGCUAGUUUUAUGUUCAUGGGUCCUACAGGUGUUGGAAAGACAGAGCUAGCGAAGGCAUUGGCUUCCUACAUGUUCAACACUGAAGAAGCUCUUGUACGAAUUGAUAUGAGCGAGUACAUGGAAAAACAUGCGGUUUCAAGAUUGAUAGGUGCCCCACCUGGUUACGUAGGGUACGAGGAAGGUGGGCAGUUGACAGAGACAGUUCGCCGGAGGCCAUAUGCAGUUAUCUUGUUUGAUGAGAUAGAAAAGGCCCACUCUGAUGUGUUUAAUGUGUUCCUUCAAAUUCUGGAUGAUGGAAGAGUAACUGACUCGCAGGGUCGCACUGUUAGUUUCACCAACACUGUCAUCAUUAUGACUUCAAACGUGGGGUCGCAAUACAUUCUAAACGCAGAUGAUGACACGAUGCCAAAGGAGAUGGCCUAUGAGACUAUCAAGCAAAGGGUAAUGGAUGCGGCAAGAUCGAUUUUCCGCCCUGAGUUCAUGAACCGUGUCGAUGAGUACAUAGUGUUCCAGCCUCUGGACCGUCAACAGAUAAACAGUAUUGUCAGGUUACAGUUGGAACGAGUGCAGAAGAGGAUAGCAGAUCGGAAGAUGAAAAUCCAUGUAACUGAUGCUGCUAUUGAACUCCUUGGAAGUCUUGGGUAUGACCCCAACUAUGGCGCUAGGCCAGUCAAACGGGUGAUCCAGCAGAAUGUCGAAAAUGAACUUGCAAAGGGCAUCUUGAGAGGAGAAUUUAAGGAUGAGGACAACGUGCUAAUAGACACAGAAGUUACAGCGUUUGCAAAUGGGCAGCUUCCCCAGCAAAAGCUGGUCUUCAAGAGGUUGGAACCUGGUUCAGAUACUCCUGCAGAAACCCAAGAAGCGUUUUCACAGACUCUCUGAGUCACUCUUUGUAGUGAGGAUACCUUUAUUUAUUUACCUCACGACAGAGUUUACAAAGCCAUGAGAUAUAAGGCACCUAUUUUUAGUAUUGAAUUUUGUUUAGUCUUUGUAUAAAACACCUCUCUUAUAGCAGGCUGAUGCUUUGAAUGGAAGGAUAUUCUUACAGAAUUUCUUUUUGGCAGA